AUGCUGAGAGGAGUCGCUCACGGCGCAAAAGACACGUUCACUCUUCUGUUGACAAGAUCUCAGCGCUGUAAUCCAGGACUGAAUUUUUCACCAGGAUGCCCUGAAGCAGCAAACAGAAGCUUUCUAAUACAUUCCACUUACACAACUGACUCCAAGUCAGGAGAGGAAAACACCAAAACCAUUGAGAGUCUCUACAGCUUGUCAGUUGACAUUAGGAAGAUUCGCGGGCUGAAGGAGUGGGUCCUGCUCCAGGAUGUGGCCUAUGUUAAAGAAAUUGCUGGUAUCCUCCGAGAAAUGGGAGCAGAUGAGAGCACUGUAGCCAACAUUCUAGAACGUUGCCCAGAGGCAAUUCUCCGCACCCCUGCAGAGGUGAACUCUCAAAGAGCUCUGUGGCAAUUAGUAUGCCAGAACGAAAACCAGCUGAUUAAGUUAAUAGAGCAAUUUCCAGAGUCUUUUUUUACUACUAAAUAUCACCAGAACCAGAAGGCAAACAUAGUGUUUUUUCAAGAGCUAGGACUUAAGAAUAAUAUAAUCACGAGAUUCUUGACAAGUGCACCCAAUAUUUUCUAUAACCCUGUUGCGAAAAACAAAGAUGUAAUAGAGACAUUGCAAAGAAGUUAUUUAAAUUUAGGAGGUUCUGAAGCAAAUAUGAAGAUCUGGAUACUGAAGCUAUUGAGCCAAAACCCAUUUAUUUUAUUAAACACCUCUACCAUCAUUGAGGAGAACCUGGAAUUUCUCCAGAAGAAUUAUUUCACUGACCAUGAAGUUCUUCAGCUGCUGGCCAAACUUAAAGGCUUCAUUUUUCAACUUAAUUCUGCUGCUAUGCAGGAGAGUAUGCUUUUUUCCAAGAAAGUCUUUAAGUGCAGUGAUCAAGAACUAAAACAGCUCGUGCUGAAAUGCCCAGCCCUUCUCUACUAUUCUGUGCCAGUUUUGGAAGAGAGGCUUGAAGGCCUACUGAAGGAAGGAAUUUCUGUAGCACAGAUCAGAGAGACACCAAUGGUGCUGGAGUUGACAACACAAAUUGUUCAGUACCGAAUUAAAAAGCUCUCUGCAUUGGGAUACGAUAUAAGGAAUGGAAAUCUAGAAAGUCUGAGUGGUACUAAGAAAGAUUUUGAAGUCAGUUAUGGUAAGAUACAAGCAAAGAAGGAGAGACCAAUUUUUAAUCCUGUUGCUCCUAUACACAUUGAAGACUAA
Acanthisitta chloris (rifleman) is the source of this 1194-nucleotide messenger RNA. It is a transcript of the gene MTERF2, whose product is annotated as mitochondrial transcription termination factor 2. Gene Ontology annotation, molecular function: double-stranded DNA binding. Gene Ontology annotation, cellular component: mitochondrial matrix. The record is from RefSeq and is a predicted model, not a curated record. The transcript has a single exon. Gene Ontology annotation, biological process: termination of mitochondrial transcription; regulation of DNA-templated transcription. The coding region runs from base 1 to 1194 and encodes 397 amino acids. Lineage: Eukaryota; Metazoa; Chordata; Aves; Passeriformes; Acanthisittidae.